Messenger RNA from Meriones unguiculatus (Mongolian gerbil), 2797 nucleotides. It is a transcript of the gene Fgfr1op2, whose product is annotated as FGFR1 oncogene partner 2. Gene Ontology annotation, biological process: response to wounding. Lineage: Eukaryota; Metazoa; Chordata; Mammalia; Rodentia; Muridae. Bases 269 to 1030 code for a protein of 253 amino acids. The record is from RefSeq and is a predicted model, not a curated record. The transcript is spliced from 7 exons.
UGCCGGUAGCGGAGGUUCUGCUCCGGCCCGGGAUGGAGCAGGGGCGCGCGCGCUGCCGCUGCGGACCGCCGCUGUGUGUGCGCAGCUGCCCGUUCGCUCGCUGAGCAGACGCCGCGAGGGCGCGGAGACUGCCCCUGAGUGCCUCGACCUCGCGGUGCCCCUCGCCGCGCCCCGUCCGCCGAGUGAGUGCGAUAGCACGCGUGGGCGGGUCCCCGAGCCGGACUCCUCCUCUCCGCGCCGCCGCCGAGCUCCGGUCGGGAUCCGAGAGAUGAGCUGCACAAUCGAGAAGGCGCUGGCCGAUGCCAAGGCCCUUGUUGAGAGGCUGAGGGACCAUGACGACGCUGCAGAGUCCCUCAUCGAGCAGACCACAGCCCUCAGCAAGAGAGUGGAAGCCAUGAAGCAGUAUCAGGAAGAAAUCCAAGAACUUAAUGAAGUUGCAAGACAUCGGCCACGAUCCACACUAGUUAUGGGAAUCCAGCAAGAAAACAGACAAAUCAGAGAAUUACAACAAGAGAACAAAGAACUGCGAACGUCCUUGGAAGAACACCAGUCUGCCUUGGAACUGAUAAUGAGCAAGUACCGAGAACAGAUGUUCAGGUUGCUAAUGGCUAGCAAAAAAGACGACCCAGGCAUCAUAAUGAAGUUGAAAGAGCAACACUCAAAGAUUGACACGGUGCAUCCUAACCCCUGCGAAGGAGUCUUCCUUGAUGCGUCUCGGCACGUCCUUGAAGCACCUCAGCACGGACUGGAGAGGAGGCACUUGGAAGCAAAUCAGAAUGAGUUGCAAGCACACGUUGACCAGAUCACCGAGAUGGCAGCAGUAAUGAGAAAAGCUAUUGAAAUUGAUGAGCAGCAGGGUUGCAAGGAACAGGAACGAAUAUUUCAACUCGAACAAGAAAACAAAGGCUUGAGGGAGAUCCUUCAGAUAACUCGAGAAUCCUUUUUGAACCUCCGGAAGGAUGAUGCAUCAGAGAGUACAUCUCUUUCCGCAUUAGUGACCAACAGUGACCUGAGUCUGAGGAAGAGCUGAGUGGCUUUCUGCGUGUCACUAGGAUGGGCCCUGCAGUGGAUGGAUGAGCAUAAACUUCAGUCUGUCCUUUUCCCUCAAUAGUAUGUAAGGUACACUGGCAAGAGACAGCAGAAGAAUGGAUCACCAGUGGUCACACUUGAUCCCAAACAAGAGACAGCAGAAGAAUGGAUCACCAGUGGUCAUACUCGAUCCCAAACAAGAAAGGAGAAGCUGAGCCACAGAGAGAACGGGGGUCCUGACAGUACUGUGCAGCACUGCAGUCUCAGAACUGCUGUCGGCUUCCUGGAUGACACAGAGGCCACCCUGAAUACUCCCAAUAAACAUUGGAAAUCCUAAAUUUUCCCAAUUUCAAACGCAAGUUUUGCUGUGGUUUUCUGAAUGGAAGACUGUUCUAAGUCUUACCCUUCCUGCUUAGUGUCAGAGUUAACAUUCUACGUACCAUGCGGCAUCUGCCUUAGUGCUUACCUGUCAGCUUUCCCGUGUGUUCAGUCUUCCUCAAAGACAGCUCCAAGGCUAUAGGAAUGUGCUACUGGCACCACAGACCGAGGGAAUAUUCUUCCGUCUCGUCCCUGUAACUCUUAGCACUUCCAUGACUUGUUGAGUGCACGCAGUACCAUCUCAGGAAGGACCGAGAGGUAUACUUUCUAAGAAAGACAGCCCUGGAGACUCAUUUAGUAGGUUAAACUACUUUGGAAGAUUGUUUUGGUUCUGGGUUAACAAUGAAACCAGCUUUUCCUCCUCUGUCCUUGAUGUUUAAGGACUGAGACAGUGGGCAGAGUUGACAUGAUUAAUGUAACAAGAUAGGCACGGUCAUCUCCAAGUAAAUUUGGAAUUGCUGUGCUGUUGUUUUAAGAAGUUACUCUUCAAAUACUUAGAAAGUACAUGCAGGUUCCAAAAACAAUGUUCUGGGUUCAAAUCUAAGAAGCUCCGUUUGGUUCUUAUGCCUGUGAGGUUUUCCCUACAACUUCUGACUCAGUAAGUGGCAGCAUCUUCCUUUGCACUUAAAAAAUAAAUAUAUUUACAAUAUGUAAAGCUUUUUAAGGCCAUAGGAUACAGAAGUAUGCUUUAACACCAAUUGAAACCUAAAUUGUUCUUGUUUUAUAGUGAUCAGAAUAAAAGGCUAAGAGAUUAUGAAAUAACGGUUAAAAGUAUAUUAUACUUGUAUGUGGAGUACAUACUACAGUUAGCACAAAAAGUUCUUUUGAGUAUAUCAUUUGUUAGGUAACUAUUACUUUGCAGUGUAAUGUGUAAUUUCAUGUAUUGGCAAAAUUCAAAGGACUUUUUGAGAAAUUUUCAGUCCAAAGUUUGAGUUGAGUGGGGUUAGGGUUGUUGGGAAAGGCCGGUGCCCAGAAGUCAAGUCAGUUCUCAUGCAGAGGCCUUAACAUUUUAUACAUAAGUGAAUUUAUUUUUAAGAUUUUCUAUUGGUUUUUGGAGAGUCUCCUUCAAUUUAAUGAUUCAUCCUCUCCUGUAGUUUUAUUCCAGGCCAGAAUUGGAGAAAGAAGAAGAAAGGCUAUGCUGAGAUGGCAGGCAGUGCUUUGAGUAUCUCUGUUGUAAAACAUUCUUUGAGAAGUAAUUAUUUUUAUAAAAAGUUAUUUAUCCUUUGUCGUCUUGAAUAUUAAGGUUGUGAAUAUUGAAAGACGUUUGCUUUGUUUUUAGCAAGUUUUCCAUCCUCCCCGUCCCCCCCCCCAAAAAAAAAAGCUUUUAAGCUUCUGAGAGUGUGCUGAAGAGGAGCCUAUUUUGUCAAUAAAGACAAGUGUCUAAAACUGA